AUGGCCUACGGCAUGCUGAAGCUCUGCCAGUGCCACGAUCCGCCAGACCGUGAGACAGGUUUCGAGGCUCUGAAGGAGAUCCAGACGGAUGGAGCGGCUCGCGGGAGCGAAGGGAGCGAAGGUGAGACGGAAGGGGAGAAGGGCCCACCAGGUACGCUCUGGGCUUCCGUACGCCAAGUGAGUGCAUGGGUGGGCAAGGCAGAGGUGGGUCAGCUUCAGGUCCUGGCGCGAGUCUACCACCUACUGGAGUACACGGGGAACAAAGCCAAAGUGGCUGCGGCCAUCGCCAAAGUGGUGCGCAAGGGCCACGAAUUCAACAUGGCGCCCAACGCCAUGGAGGCGUGUCGCGAGGCGCUUCUGGGCGGCCUCGAAAAGAUCCUGGAGAAACAUCACAAGAGAUUGGUGCUGGAUCUACAGCAAUGGCUCGAGGAACACCAGGCAGGCGCUGAAGAGGGCACCACGGGCUCCGUUUCGGGCACGACGGGCACUGCGGGCACCAGCAGCUUCGUCUUGUCCAAGCCCCGAGAAAGUGGAUGUAGUGAUCAAAGCCUAGAUAAAAAGAGGUCAUCAUCCCAGCAAGUGUCCAUCAUGUCGCCGAGUCGGGUAACGAAUUUGGACAAGUUGGAUUAUGAGUUGGCUCAAAAGGUCAGCGUGAUGCACCGAGAGAGGCAGUCGCGGCUCUCGCUGGAGUCAGGGCCCAGCGCGGGACCCACGCGGUCGCAGGCAUCAAUGAGGCGCUUGGCCGUGCCAGAGCCCUGUCGGCCCUGCUGCCGAUUUCUGCAGCGCAUCAUUUCCUGUGGUGCCUUUGAGGCCUUCUUUGCCGUGGUCAUCGCCACCAAUUCGCUGUUCAUCGGCAUCACCAUCGAAUGGGAGGCGCGCGAACGGACCUUCACGCUGCCCUCCAGCCUCUUUGUGGUUCAGAUCAUCUACACCCUGCUGUUUCUUUCGGAGGUUGUUAUCAAGUUGGCGGUAUUUGGACCUCGCCACUUCUUCUGCUCCAUCAGUUGGGCUUGGAACUGGUUCGAUUUGGCCAUCGUCGUCUCGGCGGUCUUCGAGGUCUUGGUGGAGAUCAUCGCCCACGACCCCCAACUCUCAGCGGGCUCCAGCAGCAAUCUGCGGAUCCUACGCAUCCUGCGGAUGACGCGACUCACACGGAUCUUCCGCGUGAUCCGAGUGGUGCGUUUCUUUCGUUCCUUACGGACCUUGGUCUUUUCGAUCGUCAACACGCUGAAAUCGCUCUUCUGGGCGAUGCUUCUCUUGGCGCUGAUCAUGUACGUUUUCGGUAUCCUCUUCACAGAUGUGUCCAACAAUCACAUCAUCGAGGGUGGAACUGAUGACAUCGCCAAACUGGAAAGCUAUUUUGGGUCUCUGCAUGUGUCGGUGCACACGCUCUUCAUGUCCAUCAGUGGAGGCCUCACCUGGAUGGAUGCCACGCUGGCACUGGCGCAGAUCAGCUGGAUUUGGGUCUAUGUAUUUUCCUGCUACAUUGCUUUCAGCGUUUUCGCUGUUUUAAACGUGAUGACUGGAGUGUUUUGCCAGUCGGCCAUCAAAGGGGCAGAGAGGGAUCAAGAGAUGGUGGUGCAAUCAUUGAUCAUGGACAAACAUCAGCUGAAGACCAGCUUGGGCAAACUCUUCCAAAAAAUGGACGAUGACCAGUCAGGAAAGUUGACUUUGGCGCAGUUUGAAAAGCAUUUUCAAGACGAAGAGGUGCGCGUCUUGUUCGAAGCCUUGGAGAUCGGGGCCACAGACGCCUGGAGCUUGUUCCUUUCAUUGGACCACAACGAGGACUACCAGAUUGAACCUGCGGAGUUCUUAGAAGGCUGUCUACAACUGCGAGGCUCAGCGAAAGCCAUUGACCUCUUCAUGUUGCGGCGGCAGGUGGCAAAGAUCAUGAUGCAUUUGUCUGCCCGUGACCAGUCCUUUCGGUCCUCGCACACCGAAGUGGGUGAAUCGCUGUGA
This is a messenger RNA of Cladocopium goreaui, 1959 nucleotides long. The record is from the annotation of a GenBank genome assembly. Lineage: Eukaryota; Dinophyceae; Suessiales; Symbiodiniaceae.